UAAAAUCUACCUGUACAUUUCCUCGCGCAGGUGAAGCGUAACGGGUCCGUAUAAAUUGAACUUUAAAUACAUGGAUAUAACAGAAAGGUGGUAAAAUAUUGGUAUUUGUUUCAAAAACUAUUUUGUUCGCCGGAUUUAAGCCAUUCAAAAACUUAAAGGAGUUCAUAUUGUCGAAAUUUUGAAUCAUGUCGCAUGGGACAUUAUUGUUGACAAGUUUGGAUUAAUUCGUGAAAAUGGCUGCCAAACUUUUAGGUGAAAGACUUCCCCUUAAUUGGAGUUAUGGUGUCACAGAGGAUGGUCGUAUUUUCUUUAUCGAUGAUAGUACGCAGCAGACCACAUGGUUGCAUCCAGUGACAGGGGAGCCAGUGCAGACUGGGUACUCAACCACAGCAGAGCUACCUGCUGGCUGGGAGAGGGCACUGACCAUUAACGGCACAAUCUACUUCAUAGACCACAAUCGUCACUGCACCACAUUUGAACACCCAGUGACUGGUCACUCAGUGAUGGACGGCCCUGCUAGAGAAGCGCCCCUGAGCCCGCAGUCCCUCAGUACGCCCGGGCGCAAGGGAAGCGGCAAGACCAAGCCCAUCAAGGCCCCGACUGCUUCACGAGAGGAGAACUCCAAAGUCAUACUGCGUGGAUGGCUCCACAAACAGGACAGCGGAGGUCUGAAACUCUGGAAGAAGAAAUGGUGUGUGCUGGCUGAUUUCGGCCUGUUUUUCUACAAGGAUGAAAUGGAGGGCAACUGCAUUGGGUCUAUCCUCUUGCCCAGCUACAGCAUCAGCCCGUGCAAGCCCCACGACGCGAACAAGAAGUUUGCCUUCAAGGCCGAGCAUGAGAACAUGAAGACGUUCUAUUUUGCUGCAGAGAAUCAGCCAGAGAUGGAUAAGUGGGUGGAGGCACUGCGUAUGGCAGCCCUUGUGCAGCGUGCACCCGGGUCUGGGCUGCCAAAGUUAAUUCCUAAGUCUCCUAUCAUGAGUUGGGACGAUAAUGUAGACACAGCGGGCAUAUCACCCCCAGAUAUGCAACAGUACCCCUUCUCAGGGAGCAGACCAGACCCCAGGUCACCGGGAUCAGAGCAUAACAGGAGCUUCAAUGACCGCCAACCUUUGCAGGCGAGGGAAAACGUUCAAAAUUUCAGUGAUCCUUACAGGGGUCAAGGUCACGAUACUCGAUCAGCAGCGGAAUUUGGCACAUACUCAAGACAACCCCAGAACCCCAUGUCGCCAAAUCAGCAGUUCGACCCUAGGUAUCCAUCAGACAGAAUGGACAAAACGAGGGGAUCACAGCGGUCAAAUCAAAGUCAAGGUCAAAUUAUGCCUGAAGAUCAAAAGUCAAUGUCGAGUCAAAGAUCAAAUCAACAUUUUUCUAAUACUCUGCCAAGGAAUCCAAGGUCUAAUCAGUUGGACACCAGCAUGAGGAGUAUGGGAUCACAGCAGAGUCAGGGUUACAACUCCUUGCCUAGAGAUCCAAGGCCACGGGUUGCUGAAGGUCAGGAUAUCCCAUACAGUCAUUCCUCACCUCGGCAACCACAGUCGAACAGAGGUCAGAAUACUGUGCGUCAGCCAGCACAGAGGGAAGAAAAGAAUCCCUAUAUGAUGAUGACACCGCACAGAAACGAUGUUAGGAAAAUGGACCCGUACAAAAACAGUAACCGGCCCCUGCCUCAGGAACCUCCCUUGGAGCCUGUUCAUGAAAGGUCCCGGUCGGGGGGCGGCGACUAUGCUAGCCUCUCACGCAUACGGGAUAAAAAAUACCAGCAACUGUCGGAGGACCCUGGCACUGGAGAGAGGAUUGAGCCCCGACAGGCAGUCCCUAACCAACUGUCCCCUAGCCAGCUGCAGCGCCCAGACCUCUAUGUGGACGUGCCACACACCUAUGUCAACGUGUAUGACCAGUCACAAGUUAGAGACCUGCCCCCAGAUCUGCCGUCUCGCCCUCCUCUGCCAGCAGAGAUGCGCCCAAGGCUGGUCGAGGACAUUGCCAAGACCCACUCCCCCAACACCCAGCGUGAGAUGAUCAUGGCUGAACGGAACCUUGAACUGCGCAUGAAGCAGCCUUCAUUCUUCAACUAUCCCACACCCGACAGGGAGGCACUGCCAAAAUUUCCACAGCCAGGGGACAGCCCAAGGUCACAGACGUCUCAGAGGUCACAAAGGUCACAGAAACCUUUGUUACCCCAGCAACCAGACAUAGCAAGUAUGUAUAGGUCACAAGAACCAAAUCAACUAUACGACCCCAACAACUCCUAUCUGAAGCCAUCUGACCAAUAUGACCAGAACUACAAUGUGAACACUUCUACCCUAUCAAGCAACUUAAAUGACAGUGAUACCACUCUCACAAACGAAGAUGAACGUAAUGACAAGAUCAAUGAAUUCUACGGACUGGGGAAAUACAACACAAAAGGUGCUUAUCCUCAGAAAGAGAAGACCCGAUUCAUGUCUGAUAUUGAUGUACGGUCAAACACGAUGCCAUCUAAACCUCUCACAGGGGUGACAGGAGAGAAGGAUUUCCGUCUGAGAAGCUUGCCUGAGCAUGUUCAGUCAAUGCCUGCCUUGUACCACGAGCAACAGCCUCUGUCCAUUGUGGUCCCAGACAGGAACGCUGUCAUUAACAGUUACAUAGACCUUGCCCCCAGCAGCAGGCCUUCAGACAGUAGCCAAGUAAACGGGCAUGAUACCACUGACACUAUGGAUAGGAAGUCUGCUUUCCGGCCCCUCUCUUCGUCAGGGAGCAGUUCCCUACAGAGGAUCCCUAGUAGUGACCUAGGUGCCCCGGAGUACAGCAGGCCUUUGAAGAACUCUGAUCGCUAUGACAGAGGUCAAUCAAGCAUCCAGCCGUCUCAAAAUGAGUUGCCAUGGAAACAAGAGUUUGCGCCUAAUCAACGCAAAGGUCAAGGUCAGCAAAAAGGUUUUCAAGGUCGCAGUGAAGGUAUGAGGUCGGGACAGGGUGCCGGGCCCAUACACACUGUGAAGGAGGAACCAGACAUGCCAGAUUCACAAGUUAUUGAGACUGACCUUCCAAAGCGUGUGUUCCCCUUGAAUGGGCCUCGACUACGUAUGAGCAUUUCUGCCACAGACCUGCUGGGCAAGACACAUGAUGAGCUGGUGCUGCUGCUGAUUCAGCUGCGUCGAGACAAAGCCGACCUCCACGAGCAGCGGGACGGCAUACGCAAGACCAUCGAGCAAAACCGGCCCGCGGAGUUCUUCUAUAGAAAACUGCAAAAUGAAGGUCGUCCCAUUGACCCUGAGAAGGAGAUCCAGCACCGGAAGUACAUGGACAUGAAACACAAAGUGGAGGAUGUUGAGAAACGGCUGGAGGUGUACAAGCCGCUGGUAAAUCUUGUCUGUAACAUGGUUACCAUGGGCAGUCUGUACGGAGGCGACAACCUAAUGCUGGCCACAGAGUACAGGAAGCACUUGCUGUCCCCAGAGCAGUAUUCUCCACCCAAGAAGAUGCUGGAGUUCUCUCGGCGCCGUCAAGAGGAGCAGAUAGUGCAGGAGAUAGAGGAGGAUGUGAGGCAGCUUACCCAGGAGCAGGCUGACCUGCAUCACAAGGAACUGGAGGAGAAGCGUGAGAAGCUGAACAGUCUGGACCGGGUGCUGCAGGAGCAGGCCUUCCAGGUGACCGGUCUGAAGGAAGACAGGGUUGCCAGUCUAGCUGAAAAAAAGGAGAUGCUAGAGAAGGCAUUGGGUGGGCUCCUCAAGAAGCAGGACCAGCAUGUAACCAACCCGCGUGAGCUUGACAUCCUGGUACAGCAGCAGAAGACCAUCGAGCGUGAGCUCUCACGGGUCCUACAGCAGCUUGCUGAUGCUUCAAAGGAGUUGGAGGAGACUACAGCAGAGAACAACCGACUGGAACAUGAGGUGGCGCUGCUGCAAUCUCAGGUGUAUGGCAACGUCUCACGCAGCAAGAGUGCACCUGCACUGUCGAGUGAAUCUCUGCGCACAAAGAUGAAGAUGGAGCGUGACCUUGCCAAGGUUAAGGACAUUAUGGAAGGUCUUUCAGAGGAAGGGGCCCGCCUACAGGAGAUGAUCAGCACCCUGAAGAGGCCCAAACCAGGGGAUGGCCAACCAAAUGGUUCAUCACCAAAUGUUAUAUCUCCAGGUGAUAAAUCAUCUGACAAGGCUGAUGGGAGACUGGCUCAGAUUGGUUCCACGUAUUACGAGACUGACCUAGAUUCGGGCGAGUGUAAGAACCUGGGUCACGUGUCAGCACUCCUUGCCUCGUUCCCCCACUAUCAGCCUGUGUCUGAUAGGAGUCCCCCCGCCAGUGGCAACAGCUUGUUCAAGCCUGUGGACUCUGAGAAGCCACUUCAUGCCACCUCUGCUGCCUCCACAUUCCAAAAACCAGCGUCAGCAAAUCAUAUACAGGCUGAUGAUGGGACAGAUGGCUUGCCCAAUCAGUGGGACAUUGGGGAUGCUGAAGACAACACCAAACGCUUCUUUGGUCUUUUGCCAAAAAACAUGCCUAAACAGCAGACGGUCAGAGAUGUAAAACGACAUGCAGAUGCAAGGAAAAAAAAGGAAGAUGAUCCACCCCCGCUUCAUGUCGGUGUUGUCCCUUCAGAAUAUACCCACUCUGAAUCUCAUGUCUACGAAAACCUACCCCACCAGAUGGCCUCAUCUCCCACACAGCCCCAGCCGCCGUGGGCACCUGCAGUUGUAACCAGUGAAGUGGAACCUGUCGGAAAACAGCGUCGAAGAUCUAACCUGCACCUAAUCACACCCAAACCUUUUACUCUCAAUAGUAAACCCACUCCAUUUAGCAGUGUAAACAAUGUAUCCUCCUUACCACAGUACCGCAGUGUAAGUUCCAAUCUUGACCAAACAGACGCACCCUUACAAAGCAUUAAUAUUCAGAAUAACCAAUCACAGCCCAGUUUACAAAAUGGUGGUGUAAAUGCUGACUUAAGCAAAUCAAAUGACACUUAUCAACCAACAGAGUCAAUGAGAACACAGCCUUCCAACAAAACUCCGCCUCCUCCCCCAGUUAGAGAAUCUAGCAAGUACAUCACAGCAGAGGUCAGUCAUCAGAACUUUGCUGACAUUCUGGGAAAGUCUCCAACAAACAGAAACUAUGAGCGUCCUGUGCCCACAAUAUUGAAGAAAGGCAAGAAUAACCGAGCCUUGAACAAGAUGCGUUACAUGACAAUUUCAAGUUCAGAGCCUGUUAAGUUGGAAAAGAGCUCGCCUCAUUCACCGAAACUUCACAGCCAGGCUGGGGACCUGAUCACAUCGCUGGACGUGCCAGACAUUGUGAAAAGCUCCACCACAAAGGCUGACAUGUUUGAUGAGCGAACAAUCGACAGAGAAGUCUUGUUUCGUCCGGCAAAGGUAGAAAUCCCGGAGCGAUACAUUCCAGACUCAGACGAUGAAAGCGUAACAGAAGAAGAGAAAGUAAAACGUCGCGAGAAAGCUGACAAAAUCAAAAGGAUUUUAACACAACAGAGCGUUCACUCCCUGUCCCAGCCGGACGUGAGCCGGGUGGCAGGCGAGGUACACGAGCGGGUCCAGCAGCAGAAACAACAAAGGGCACUGCUCCUUGGCAUCAACCAGGAGCUCGCAGAGCAGGUCAAACGCAAGUCCAGACAGUACGCAGCUGAGAGAAGGAAGACAUGGUCUGGCUCAAAUAACAAACCAGAAGAGGACGUUAGUGCUAAUCAUGCAGAGACUGAUGAUGAACAACAUGGUGGAGAUAGCAACAACAACUCUUUCCUGUCUUCUGACACUGGCAAAUAUACAAGCCCAAAGAACAGCAAUGACCUCCAAGAUAGAUACAACCCUAGGAAUUACCAACAAGAAAAAGGUUACACACAAGCUGGGCGGUAUCAAGGGGACGAAGACUUUUCAGUGGAUGAUGAACAAUACAGUGGCCAGUACAGUGAGGACUCUUAUUCUAAAGGAGACAACUCUUAUUUAAGAGGCAAAGCUUAUUUCAAGGAGGAUAACUCAUACACAAUGGGAGGGAAUUCCAGUGGGUAUCCAGAUAUGUACAAUUCUACCUCAUAUUCUGAACAGCCAAACUUCAAAAUUUAACAGCUAUUUGUGGAAAUUUUUUAUUUUAAUUAUGCAAUUUCAUAUGUUUUGAUUGGGAUUUUAUUGUUGAUUAUAAAAUAUUAUACUGUUUUUGUAAAAUAUGCAUUUUAUUAUGAAAAUGUGCUUCCAGAAAAGGAAAUUUCUUUAAGAAGAAAUUGGAUACACUUUUAUGACCUUUUAAAAUAUCUUAGUCAGGUUGGCAUGUAAAAAAAAAAAUUCAUUUAAGAGUUAAGAGUAAGUCACAAUUAGUUGUGCUUAGACUGACAUUAUAACUGUACACAAUUUUACAUGAAUGCAUUGCUAGCUGUGUGAUGUUUUAAUUUUAGUUCUUUAAUAUCAUAUAAUAUAGUUGACUCGAAAAUUCUAGAAAGUAGCCUUCGUUUAUAUGGUGGGUAAAUGUAAUUAAUAUUUGUAUUCAUAUAAAGAAACAUAAUCUUUUGUAAAUGAAAUGUGUCUUGCAAAAUUUGACCUGCAUCAUGCAAAAUUGGGUCUUACUACAUGUGUGACCAGAGAAUCUCCAGCCCAGACCAGUCAGGAGCAAACCUGUACGCUUAUGAGACCACGUUCAUGACUAUACCUGACAGCGUAGCUCCUCACCAGACUGGGCAAUUCAGCAGAAUGAUCUGUAGCUAGGCUUGGCACAUAUGACAUGGCUUAUUUUGGUCAUGACACAUUUGAUUUUGUUAUUGCAGUAUGAUGCUGAAUUAAGUGUAUACUUUUUUGCUUUUUGUCAAUGCAUUCCAUAGUUGUAUACCGGUAUUUUCAAAAUAUUUUCUAUUUUAUAACCUUGCAAUAUUUCCCUUUUAAUAUUUGUUUACGAACAGUAGGAAAUGCUGACUAAUAUAAUAGCUAUAGUUUUGUGAGUCUUUUAUAAUUUAUUAGAUGCAAAGUAAAGUGUACAUGCUAUCAACAUGAUAUUUCUUUUAAUAAAUAACUGUUAUUAUAUUUAAGUUCAAUAUAUAUUUCUGUGUUAUUGUUCUAUACUUGUUUUAUUACAUUGAAAUCAAAAGCAAAACGUACAGAUAUUUUUUAAGAACUCACUUUUAAUAUUAUAAUAAUGCAUUAUAGUUAUUAUUUGUAUGAUUAUCGAGGGUUAAACAAGAAAACUUUGUAUGUAAUACGGGAAGGCUCUGAAGGUACAUGUAUUUCACACUCAACUGUCAAAUUACCCAGAUAAUGUAUUCCCAAUCCAUCUGUGUUUGUUAUUGGGUGAUGUGGUUUGAACAUAGUGCAAUACAUGGCUAGCAAUACAAUGUGUGGGAUCUAGCUUAUUGGUCAGUGUUCACAAACAUAUCUUGUACAUGACAACGAUUGUAAAAAUGUUUUGCUACUGUCCAUUCACAUAUCUAACUAACCAACAAAAAUCAUUUGCUUAUAAGAGUUUCUUCAUUACUCUAUUUCAAUUUUAAUUGUUACAUUUUAAUAAGAAUUAUAAACUUGUCUGUUUUGUUUUUAUAAUCUUUAAAAAAAUAUUGUUAUUGUUUUUUUUAAAGAUGUUGGGCUUAUUUAGAAAAAUGUCACGUAAACAUGUCGGGGGAAACAAUGUAUAAUUCAUAAGAAGCUAAGCAAAUGCAUACACAUGCCUAUUUUUCUAAUUAGUUUAUGACAUAUCAUUGUUUGUAGUUGCCACGGUUGAAUUAAUGCUGGUCCUGUAGACUCACAGAAUCUGACUGAUGGAUCUGUUAAAUAAUAUUUUUUCUUCAUUUUAAAUGAAAGUUGUAAAAAGUUUUUAUUAUUUCAUUCUCUAAAUCAUCAUUUUAUACCACUAUCAUAAAAAAAACAUCUUCAUUUUUUCAUCAUCGUGAACAGACUAGUUAGUGUUUUUUGUAUCUAUGUUUCAAACAGCUGUGAUGUGUUGAACAAAAUCAUGAUCAUCAUCAUGAGCAGGGGAAUCAUUGAUUACACCAACAACAGCAUCUUUACAUCAGCAUCAUUUUUUGAGAUAUCAUCUAUAUAUAGCCAUUUCUUUUUGUAGUAGACAUACCUGUAGGUGGAUUAUUGGAAGUUGUGCAUUUUUACAUCUUUUAAGUAUUUAAUAUAUCUAUGCAAGCUGUGUGAUUAUUAACAUUUAAGGUUAUGAUAUUAUUACAUUAAUAUUUAGAUUGUAAUGUAACUUGUUUGUAUCAUUCAAAGUAUAUUUACAUAUGAUUUUAUUAAUAAAAUUUAUGUCAAUAUUGAUUUUGUACAAUGUUUUAUGUGGAUAUAUUAGUUGUUUCGCCAUGUACAUCAUUUGACUGGU
Messenger RNA from Dreissena polymorpha, 8277 nucleotides. RefSeq lists its product as uncharacterized. Gene Ontology annotation, molecular function: protein binding. Bases 234 to 6038 code for a protein of 1934 amino acids. Lineage: Eukaryota; Metazoa; Mollusca; Bivalvia; Myida; Dreissenidae. The record is from RefSeq and is a predicted model, not a curated record. The transcript has 32 exons.